Ectocarpus sp. CCAP 1310/34 is the source of this 8106-nucleotide messenger RNA. The record is from the annotation of a GenBank genome assembly. Lineage: Eukaryota; Phaeophyceae; Ectocarpales; Ectocarpaceae.
AUGGAGCUAAAGAUGGCAACCUCGCCCUUGUUCCAGGACGAAGACCCGGAGACGUUUCCGAAACCUCCUCGCGCUUCUGAUGACGCCUGCGGCAGCGGCGACGGCGGCGGCGGCGGCCGCAGUAGUGGAAUACCGCCUCCGCCACUAAAUACCGAGUCCGACGACGACAUCUUUGAGGUAGAACCCCCUGCUGCUGCUGCCGCGCGCCGCGCCCGGCGACGGGCUGCUGCUAGUGAUCACCAUGCUGAUGCUGUUAGUGCUGAAGCCGGGGCUACGGCGGGCGAAGGUGCCAACAUGGCGAACAGCAUGUUGCGUCAUGGUGAGGGCGAGCGGCGGGUCGGAGGAGAGGAGGGCGGCGUUACCGCGAACAAGGACACGAGCACCGCGAAGAGAAAACCGAAACGGACUAAGACAGGGGGUAAGAAGAGCAACAGAGGUUCCUCGGGUGGUGGGUGCAGCGGGGGCGACGACGAUGACGAGGAUGAAACAAUAGGGGUCAUGAGCUCUGCUGCUGCUACUACGAGAAACGAGGGUUCUACUCGGGAAAAGGUCGUUCCCGAGUCGUCCCGAGGAGAAGGACAGGAAGCGUCGAGAGGCCUGACGGGGCAAGGUGGGUUAGACGAUGACGACGAGGAGGAGACUCAGUCUGACCCCGACUUCCGGUCCCCCGCGGGACGCCGGGGCCUCCCCGCCAGCGCCGGCGGCGGCGGCUCUGCGACGGCACGGAUGCAGGAAGCGACAGCCGAAGAAGAGCGGUGGCGCUGCGGCUGCGGCGUUCUUGCGAAGGCUGGUCGUAGGACGUGUCGCGCCUGCGGUUCGGCUAACGCUGCUGCCGCCGCCGCCGUACCGUCCCGUCUCUCGAGCACGCGGCUGUGCGACGUAGACGGAAGCGGUGGUAGAAGUGGUGCCCCGUCCCGGUCUGGAGAGGGGGCGCUCCCCGGGGUUUUAGAGUCCUCGCCGUCUUUGGGGUGCAGCGACGGCAACAGCAAUGGAGGAGGAGGUGGAGGGGAGGGGGGAGAAAUAGGAGGGGGGGGAGGAAGUGAGAGAGAAGAAAGAGGAAGAGCAGAAGGGGGCCUCAGCCUUAGCCCCGGCGGCACGGCAGAGUCCUCCACGGCUGGAGCGGGCAAGGCCGGAGCCGCUGGAGCUGGAGCCAGCCAAGCGGGUAGCGUCAACAGCAUCAGCAGUAGCCGGAGCGAGAGCAGCAGCAGUGCGAGCAGCCCCCGCGAGCGGGGCAGGUGGGAGUGCGGCUGCGGGUGCCGCAUGAGGGCGGGGAAGAGGCGGUGCAGCAUGUGCGGGCAGCCGAGACCGGCACAGGGCGUCCUUGAGGCGCAAGGCGUCGCUUCUAGCGGUGCCGCAUCUGACGGCGGUGCCAAGCGCGAAGAAUCUAACCUCGCAACCGCCGAGAGCCGUGUACGCGGUAGCGGUGGCGGCGCCGGAAGUCCGGCGGGGCCCUCGUCGGCUUGCAGCGGCGGGUCUUUAGCGGCAAGCGCCGGCGCAGCAACUGACACGGGCGUUGCUGCUGCUGCCGCGGGCGGAGGGUGGCAGUGCCCGUCCUGCGGAAACGAGUACGGCGCCUCGCGCCUGAAAUGCCGCGGGUGCAACACCCCUCGACCGGCGGCGGCUGGCGGAGGUGCGCCGUCAGCGGCGGGUGCGCGACCGGAGACCCCAGGCCCGGGCCGCGAUAACAACCCCGAGCUUCCGACCACCGCUUUCGUCAAAGGUGCGGCAGGGGGUCGGUCAGCGUCACCCGCUCGGGGACGUUGUGAAACGCCCCGGCCGGAGACACCGGCGGUGGGCGGUGUCGACGUCGAGUCCGUCGCGUCCACCGUCAAGGUCAGGAGCGCGUCGUCAUCGUUGUCGGGCUCAUCGACGCCGAUAGCUUGCCGCGCCGCAGGAUGGGGCGGCGGGGCUUCGGUCGCCACGAACGUGCGCGAUCUGUGCGCCGGCCUCGGUGGGGGGGCAGCCUCUCCCGGGCGGCUGGGUGCUGCAGUGGAUUCGAGGCGAUCGAGCGGACCCGCUGCUGCUGUUGUUCAUGAAGGGGCGACGCGGGUGGGUGGUCGCGCGGGCCUUGGCGUAGCCUGGCAGCGAUCGGAUGGGUUGGACGCCAGCCGCCACGGCGGUGGUGCGGGAGGCGACGACGCGAGGUCGUCGUCCUUGUCCGAACCUGCCGCCGCAGCAGCAGCCGCUUGCAAGGAGGAAGGAGUUGAUGAGGGCUGUGUUGCGUCAUCGCGCAACGAAGCUUUCAGUCAAGAGGAGGAGGACGAGGACGAGGACGAGGACGAGGAGGACGAGGACGAGGAGGACAGCUUCUGCGAUCUCUUCCCGGCGCUUCAUGACUUCGAGGCAGACGAGAGCGCCGACAUCGGUAAAGAUAGAAUUGCAGAUGGACGGGUCGCCGGGGGUACGGCGACGGCUGCUGUCGAGCUGGCCGCUCGGUCGGUGUCGUCGUCCGGCGGCCUGUGGCUGCCUUCCCCUCCGUCUCUUGUUGCCCCCCCGUCGUUCUCCGCCGGCAGUUGUGCUCCGCGUGCCCACCUGGGCCAUGCGGCUGCUAGCGCUGCUGCGGCUGCGGUUCCUGCGGCUCCUGCCGUGUGGGGUAGCAGGAGCUCUCCUGGUGAAGAAAUUGGUUGUCGUCCCACCGAAGGAAAGUCAGCAGCGACGGCGGCGGAAGCUGUGGAGGCACGGCCGUCGCCGGAAUGUGCUAUUGCCGACGGAAGGAAGAGCAGCACCGGGCCCGGGAGAGCAGAGCAAGAGGAGGAGGAGGAGGAGGAGGAGGAGGAGGAGGAGAAGGAGGCUACGCUCCGCGUCUCACCCUCGGGCAGCGGCGGCGGUCAUAGCGGCGACGGUGGGGGAGACACCGAGCUGGAGGACGGCGACAACGGGGGUGGCGGCGGCGGCGGCGAGAGCGACGACGGCGAGAGCGACGACGGCGAGAGCGAUGACGGGGAUGACGUGGCGUGCGGGGUGUGCGGCUGCUCGACUUCCAGGGAGGACGACCCGAUCGUUCUGUGCGACGGCCCGAGGAAUUGCAAGACGGCCGUCCACACCGACUGCUACGGGAUCGCCGAGGUGCCCGAAGGUCCGUGGUUGUGCGACCCUUGCCGCUCGAAUGGCGAGACCGCCGCCGGCGCCGCUGUUGGCUCCGAACCGGUACCGCGACCAUCAUCAUCAUCGGCAGCAGCGGCGGCGGCGGCGGAUCCGGAAGACCAGCGGUCGUUGUCGUCACCGCGGUCCAUCUCUUGUGCGCUGUGCAAGCAGUCGGGCGGCGCCAUGAAGCUCUCGCGGUGCUCGCGGUGGGUGCACGUGGCCUGCGUCUGGUGGACCCCGGAGCUCGCGACGGAGCCGGGCACCGUCCGCCCGGGGCCGCUGGCGGGGCUCGACCCUGCCCGCAGUCGGUUGGCGUGCUCCGCGUGCCACGGCCGGGGGGGAGCGGCGGUGGAGUGCGCCGAGCCCUCCUGCCCGGAAGCCUACCACCCGUUUUGCGCCAUGCGCGCGGGACUCCUCCUGCGGGAGGCCGACGGCGCCUUCGAGCUGUUCUGCAGGACGCACUCCUGCCGGAGAAGCCGGCGGCGCCGGGACGAUGAGGACGGAGGCGCGGUGACGGACUGGGGUGAAAGCGCCGAGCGGUCGCCGGGCGGGGGUUGCGUUGAGGAAGGUACGGUGGUGGCGGCAGCGGCAGUGGCGGCAGCGAAGACGACGCCGGUCGCCGCCGAGCGGAGGGCUAAGGGCGGAGAAGGGUCGAGGCGCGGGGUGUCUACGCCACCGACCUGCGCGGCCACGCCGCCCGGUUCCUGCAGCCCCGCACCCGCCUGUUGCGGCGGGAUUUUUGCGGCGGCGGCUGCUGCCGGGCGAGGCGGGAGAACGUUGCCGGCGUCGUCCCCGCAAGGGUCGGAGUCUUCUCCGAGUCCGAUUCCGGCGCGCCGCCGGCCUCCCGGGUGCAAAGCGGGCGAGGUCAAGAGGAAGAAGAAGACAAUUGCCCUGUCUGACGACGACACGGACGAUAGCUGCGGACGCGGCGGCGGCGGCGUCUCGCCCGGCGUCCCCGUCGCUGUCGCGGCGACAACACCAGGCAGGAGGGGCAGCGGCGGCGGCGGGGGGGAGGGGAAUGGCACGCCGGUAAGGGUGUUUGACAUGGCGCCGCCGGCCCAACUGCCACAGCCGUCUUCCGCCGGCGGUAGUGGAGAGGAGGAGGGGGAGAGUAGCGCGACGACACCAUCACCGGUGAUGCGGCGGAACAAUAACGAUAGGCGGCUUCAAGGCGGAGGUGGUGGGGGCUCCCCGACCGUCCGGAGGAAGCGAUGCGAGGAGGAGGGGGAAGAGGAGGAUGGGCUGAUGACGCUAUCGCAGGCCGUGUCGCCAGUGGAGGAGGAAGGAGGGAGGCGUGACAUGAAGCGUCGACGCCUGAACAGGAUGGUGCAGCUGGAGAAAGAGGGCAAAGAUGGGACGCGGGCCGACGCGGGGGAUGGCAAGAAUAGGCGUCCCUUCGGAACCCGUGCGGGGGAACAGGACUCUGGAAGAAAGUCGAGGAAGCGGCAGCGAGGUGGCGGCGACGGCGAUCGCACGGGGAAAGGGAAGGGGAAGAGGGGCUGCGACUUCGACAAGGCUUCCUAUCGCCGGUACAUCGACACAGAGGCAGAGGUGGACGAAGACGUCUCAGACGACGACGAGGCCGAGCUGGAGAACGACUACGACAGCGAGGAUAGCUUCGUCAACGACGGACCGCUAUCGUACGUGACGGACUCUUCUCAGGAGGAGGAGGCGGACGAGGAGGAAGAGGAAGACACGCGAGGCGGUGGUCGUGAGGACGGUGGCGAAAGGCACGGGAAGAAGAAACAGAGAGGCCGCAAGGGGCCGAAGUUCGACACCAACGAGGAUGAGACGGCCAUGUACCGCCAGCUCUUGCAGCAGUCUCAGCCGCCACCGCCAUCGCCGUCUCCCCGUGGAGCCGCCGCUGACGGGUGGGGGCAGCGACAGCAGCACCGGCGGCGAACAGUGAGGAGCGGCUGGCAUGUGACCGGAGGUGAGGACGAAGGCGGCGGCGGCGGCGGCGGCGGCGGUAGCAGCCGGGCAUCAUCCCGCUUCGCCUUCGUGAACGCCGUCAUGGCCCACGCGAGGGAAGGUGGAGACCCGUUGGACAUCGAGGAAGCCUGCGGCUCGGAUGCCGCCAGCGGUUUCACGCAGGAAGGGUACGCGGGGACCCCGGAGUCGACGGCCACGACGACGACGCCGGGGUCGAGGAGAGGAGGAGGAGCGGGAUGUCCGGACUGGUCGCCGUGCGAUGGGAUGUCUUCCGGGGGUUCGGCAUCCGACGGGCGACUCACCGCGUCAGAGCGGGGCGCCGAGCCCAUGUACUCCCAGGCGCUGCUGCAAGCACACCCCGGCUCUCCCGCGUCGCCACGAGCGGGGGCGGAGGGUACGGGUGGUCGAGCGCUAACUGCCCCGGUCCACCAAUGGGGAAAGGAGAACGUUGCCCCUGCUGGGAGCGCCGCUGCUGCGGCGAAGGCGCCCACGAGUGCUGGGACCGCCGUGAGCUCCUCGAGCGAAAACCGCCGGAGAGUUGGGACAAACACGGUCUUCGCGGCAUCAGAAGCAACAGCAACAUCAGCCACAGGGGGGAGAGGAGGAGGGGUUGAGGGGGGGGGGUACUCCAGGAGCGGCGGCAAGCAGUCGAACGGUAGCGCCAACGCUCGUGCCACCACCACAAACGGCGCGAUCCCCGCGAGUAGCAGCAGCUCAUCAACAACCCACCGCGAUGCAAGCCGGCCGGUUGUUCAAAACGCGCGGCGCGCUGCCGUCGCCGGCCGUUGGACCUCGACGGCGAACAGCGCAAUCGAGAACUCCAAGCAAGCCUCAAGCAGCGGAGCAGAGGUGCCCGGCAAAAAGGGCGGGGCCGGCCCAACGGCGGAGGGCGGGGCGGCCGCCGGUAACGGCGGCGCCAGCCAGGGCGGCGGUGGCACCUCACUGACGGAGCUGCAGCGGCAGAAGAUGCUGGAGAAUCGCGCGAAGGCCCUAGCCCGCCUCAAAGCGAAGCAGCAAGCGGCGGCGGCGGCGGCGAACGGAGGGGGGACUGGGAAUACCGGUGGAAACCAUCCCGGCCCGGCAGCAAAUAACCGUCUGCUGCCGAGUGACGUCCGACAAGCAGCCGCGGUUGCGUCUACUCCUCCGUCAACGCAGCAGCAGCAUCAGCAGAUGACGCAAAGCUCGACCCAGCAGCGGAACCGAUUCAAGAUAACGAUGGACAUGGAUUCGGGUACCGACGACGACUCGGAUGCAGAAAGCAGCGGCGGCGGCGGCGGCAGCGGUGGCCGCAGACCUGCGGUCGUUUCCGCUGGGGUUCCCUCGUCGUCGUCCGCUGCCGCCGGUCCUCGACUGUCCCCGUCCUCGCGCGACAAGGAACGCACGGCAGUUGGGAGCGCGAGCGUUUGCGGGACAACUGCGCCCCGGGCAUCCCAGCAGAAGAACGCCGCGGCUUCUUCUGGUGCUCCCGCCGCUGCUGCUGCUGCUGCUACUACUGCGGCGCCGGCAAAGUUGUCUUCGCCGCGACCGGCUCCGGUUGCGGUGGUGCCCUUCUCGGCGCCGAGGGCGGCGACGCUCGAGCCCCUCGCGAGGGAGCUCCGCCCCCGGGCGGGGAUCGUCCUUCACGCGACCCCCCUGGGCGGCGGCGGCGGCGACGCAGGUCCGGGGCGGGACGUAGACCUGGCGGUGGGCGCGCAGUGCGCCGUGUGCGUGCGGACCCGGAAGCAGUUGCUGUCGCAAACUCAUUCGUCGCCGACGUCGCCGUCCCGACGGGAGGGGGCGGCCCCGCCGCCGCUGGUGGCGCUCCUCCGAGCGGCCCUCCAGCGGUACGCGCGCGUGGUGGUAGUGGUGGAAGGGCUGGGGGAAGACGUGGGCGGCAGCGGUGGUGGUGGUGGUGGUGGCGGCGGGGGACCCCGAGAAGCCGUCGGGAAAGUCGAGGCCCUGCGCGGCGCGAGCGUGGUCGCCUGUCGGGGCUGGAGGGACGCGGCGGAUAAGGUGGAGGGCCUGGUUCGGCGAGAAGAGAGCGAUGGACUCGGGCUGCCCAAGGUGGUCACGGGACCGUCGCUCACCCCCGCCCAGACCAAGUUUCUGUCGGCUCUGUUGCGAGCGCCGACGUUGUCGUACCCUGGGGGGCUCUUGAUGCUUGAGGCUUUCAGGGGCCGGUCCGGAAAAGAAGUCGUCGCAAGUUCGGCAAGGGAGCUUCAGGCCUCGGUUCCGGGCAUGACGGCGCAACAGGCCGCCAAACUCAAGCGUUUUUUGAUGAGCGCUGCCUUCAGGGGGCGGGGGUAGAAACGACGCUGCUCUGAUGUGUGUGCGUGCUAAUUUUUACAAAGGUUCGAAUUGCUGUCGAAGGCGAUGUUGUGAUUUGUUCAAUCAUGGCGACGGUAUGCUAGAGUGCUGGGGAGGAAGAGCGUAGUACCGUGUGACGCGCAGGACCUGGGUGUGUACAUUUCCGUGAAGGAAACGGCCCGGGGGGGCGACGCAUCGAUUUACCUACGAAUUGGACGGAACAUGUUUGCCCUACGUACGAACACUAAAACUAUCGUCACGUGUAGUAGCGCAAGCGCAUGCAGCUUGUGGAAAUUUUGUUCGAGUUGUGUCUGCUUUUCGUGAUGGUCAGGAACAGCGAAUAUACUGCUGUCUUGAGGGUGGCUUGGAGCCGCACUCAAUAUGGGUGAUGUAAUGCCGAUUGUGUGUGUUUGAGCGCGUAUGCUUGGAGGGGGGCGGGUGGGGUUGUACACCAUCUUGCGCAAGAAAAAACUUAAGCAACGGACGGGUGUCCAGUGCGGAACUCCCUCUCUGCUAGUGUUAUUCCUUUAUCUUUCGUUGACGUCGGUCCGCUACAGGCAUGAGAUUAUUGCUCUUUCCGCACUUUCCCGAUCGAUGCGAUCUGCAACCCUCGCACCUGUGGCCUUGGUACAUGACGCAGAUUCUCUUCUCGUAUAGAUCACCGUUCGAUUCAUCACCCCCAGUGGGACGAAGACUGACACCGUACAUAGCCGCCAGCAAACUCAUGACAACAACGCUCGCCUUUCCUCUCCUCUCACCGACCAUUUUCACGUUCUUUGGGUUCCGUCACCCCCCCCCCCCCCC